This is a messenger RNA of Lichtheimia ornata, 2109 nucleotides long. RefSeq lists its product as uncharacterized. The transcript is spliced from 11 exons. Gene Ontology annotation, molecular function: hydrolase activity, acting on ester bonds. Bases 1 to 2109 code for a protein of 702 amino acids. NCBI's taxonomy places the organism in Eukaryota, Fungi, Mucoromycota, Mucoromycetes, Mucorales, Lichtheimiaceae. The record is from RefSeq and is a predicted model, not a curated record.
AUGAGUAUAACCGACAUUGACGUUCCGAAAGGCUCCAUUCUCGAGUCCGAUUCACCUGAUCCUAGGCUGCUUAAUGUUGAGCGUUUGCAAACCAGCGACUAUCGCACGCAAACAUGGAAGAAUGGCCUUGGUGAAACCUCAGAGAUCUACAUCCAUCCACCAGACAAGGACUUCAAAUCGGAUGCUUUCUUUUGGCGUCUCAGCAAGCACGUUAUCGAAGCCAACUGUAACUUUUCAGUGUUUCCAGGAUACGAAUGCACGACCAUUGUGUUACCCAAUCAAGGCAAGAGGAAGAACUCUACCAUUCUUUUGAAUCACAAAGGCGAGGAAAUGUCUACAACAGUCAAGCCGCUUUUCCCAUACACUUGGAAUGGAUCAUGGCCUACGAGUUGUCAAGUGUCCAAUCCACCUGUCAGCAACCUCCAAUUUGUGAUCAACAGAAAGCAAGGAACGGCUCAAUUCAACAUUGAAAAGAUUGGUCAGCCGGUUUCCAAUGAAAGUGGCGAAUCGGGCAAGAACCUGCUACUUGGCACCUUUGCAAUCUUGUACGUGGUGGAAGGAAACGUGCGAAUUGAAUUGGAUGAGAAUCAUCUCAAUGGAUGCGUGCAUACGCUCAACGAAGGCCAAACCUUGUUCAUUGAGCGGGAUGAAGAAGCAAGUCCAACCAGUAUUCUUGUGAAGCCUUGUGACAAGUCUGGCACGGUGGGUCAUCCUGAUCUUGACGCAACUUUUAUCACCAUUCAAGUGGCUGAAUCCAAAAAGGCACCCAGCAGCAUUGGAGACAAUAUCAUGAUUCCACCGACAAUGCCAAUACCACCCGAGCUAGGAGGACCAAGACGGCCAUUACGACGAAGAAGUUCUCUUGUUGUCUAUGAUGAGCAGCCUAUUCAAAAUCUAAAGGAAAAGGCACAUGGAUACGUGGUACCCGAACCACAAGGCGAAUUGGAGACCAAUUUACGUGCCCCAGGUUUGCCAUCCGUGGAUGAAGGCAUGCGACGUGAUAGCAUUGCAAUGCUGCAAGGGACAUUUGAUAAGACACAAUUGUAUACGCCACCCACUUUUGCCUUGAUGCCACAAGAUACAGAUGUUCCACCUCCUGUGGUGCGUGAUCGCUUGGUCAUUGAAGAAUUCCCGCUCAAUACUAUCAGCACAGCAUGGAUUAAAAUGGUAAAACAAGGUCUAAGUGAGUGGAUAAGAUUACCAGCCAUUGUUUGCAGAGGAUCCAAGGAUGGCCCUGUCGUUGGUAUUACAGCCGCCCUUCAUGGAAAUGAGCUGAAUGGUGUACCAUGUAUUCAUCGUGUGGUAUCAGAAAUUGAUGUCAAGAAUCUAAGUGGUACGGUUGUCGCGAUUCCUUGCGUCAAUAUGGUUGGCUAUCUUCAAUUCAAGCGCGAGUAUGCUGAUGGCCGUGAUCUAAAUCGGCUCUUCCCCGGAAAAGAGGAUGGAUUCUCUUCACAAGUUUACUGCUACCAGCUGAUGAACAAGGUCAUUUCCCAAUUCAAUUACCUCAUUGAUCUUCACACGGCUAGCUUUGGGCGUAUCAAUUCAUACUAUGUUCGUGCGGAUAUGAAUGAUCCAGGAUCGGCAUUAUUGGCUCACUUGCAGCAACCCCAGAUUGUGCUUCACAACUCAGGACAAGAUGGCACAUUGCGAUCUGCAGCUGCAGCACGUGGUAUCAAGGCUAUCACUGUCGAGAUUGGCAAUCCACAACUCUUCCAAAAUCAGUAUAUACAGUGGUCCUACAUGGGCGUCAUGCGUAUUUUGGAUCAUCUUGAAAUGUUCCCCCUGGAUAAUGACACACCCAAAGAUGAAAGAAGUAGUGGUCCUCCAAACACUGUGCUUUGUUCCAAAGGCUUUUGGAUCUAUACAAAGACGGGUGGUGUUCUCGAAGUUUAUCCAGGUGUCAAUACCAUUAUUCGCAAAGGAGAUCUUAUGGCACGGAUCAAGAAUAUCUUUGGCAAUGUGGUCGAUGAAUACGUAGCACCUUGUAGUGGUAUCGUGAUUGGUCGCAGCUCAAAUCCAGUUGCCAUGUCAGGCGAUCGCAUUUUGCAUUUGGGCGUGAUUAAAAGAAAGGGAGAAGUACUUCCAAAGGAAGCCAAGGAAAACUAUUAG